AUGGCGAAAGAGGAAGAUGAGGAGAAGAAAGCUAAGAAAGGAAAAAAGGGUAAGAAGGCCCCGGAGCCUGAGAAACCCAAACGGAGCCUAAAGGGCACAUCUCGGCUGUUCAUGGGCUUCCGAGACCGCACGCCCAAGAUCUCCAAGAAGGGUCAGUUCCGGAGUGCGUCAGCCUUCUUCUGGGGCCUCCACACUGGCCCACAGAAGACCAAACGCAAGAAGAAGGCCCGUACUGUUCUCAAGUCCACAUCCAAGCUCAUGACGCAGAUGCGUGUGGGCAAAAAGAAGCGGGCGAUGAAGGGGAAGAAGCCCUCGUUCAUGGUGAUCCGCUUCCCGGGACGGCGUGGCUACGGCCGCCUGAAGCCUCGUGCCCAGUCGCUUAGCAAGGCGUCCACAGCUAUUAACUGGCUGACCAAGAAGUUCCUCCUCAAGAAGGCCGAGGAGUCGGGCAGCCAGCAGGCCACCGUGGACGCCUGGCUCCAGGGCUCAAGCUCGCGCGUGGGCUCCCGGAAGCUGCCCUUCCCUUCCGGCGCUGAGAUCCUGCGGCACGGAGGCCGGCUCCGCAGGUUCCCCCGCAGCCACAGCAUCUACUCCUCCGGGGAGCCCGUGGGCUUCCUUCCCUUUGAGGACGAGGCCCCGUUCCGGCAUGCACGCUCCCGCAAGUCCCUGUAUGGGCUCGAGGGCUUCCAGGACCUGGGUGAAUACUAUGAUUACCACCGGGAGGGCGACGACUAUUACGACCAGCAGUCGCUGCACCGCUACGAGGAGCAGGAGCCUUCCUGGGCUGGCUUCGGGGCCUACAGCCCAGCCUGGCCACCCUAUGAUGAUUACGGGUACCCAUCCGGAGACCCGUACAGCUACUACCACCCCGACUACUACGACACCCUGUACCCCGGCUACGGCUACGGCUAUGACGAUUUUGAGCCCCCAUAUGCGCCCCCCUCGGGGUAUUCAUCUCCUUACAGCUACCAUGACAGCUUUGAGGAUGAGGCCUACCCAUACAGCUACUACCUGGAUCCCUAUGCCCCUCACCACGUGCCGUACCCACCCUACGACUUUCCGUAUGACACCCCUUAUGAUGUACCCUACUUUGAUCCCUAUGGGGUUCCCUAUGCUGAAGGCGUCUAUGGCGGUGGGGCCGAGGCCAUCUACCCCCCCGGGGUGCCCUAUGUAUAUCCAGAAGAGCCAGCUCUCAUGUACCCCUGGGUGCCCCCACCCAUAUUGUCACCCCACAACCCGUAUGCCCACCCCAUGGAUGACAUUGCGGAGCUGGAGGAGCCUGAGGAAGUGGGGGGAGAACGGCAGAGCACCUCCUUCCGCCUGCCCAGUGCCUCCUUUUUCGAGCAGCAAGGCAUGGACAAGCCGGCCAGAUCCAAGCUGUCCCUCAUCCGGAAGUUCCGCCUCUUCCCGAGGCCUCAGGUGAAGCUGUUCGGGAAGGAGAAGCUGGAGGUGCCCCUGCCACCCUCCCUCGACAUUCCUCUGCCUCUAGGGGAUGCAGAGGGAGAGGAGGAAGAGGAGGAGAUGCCUCCAGUGCCCGCCAUUCCUUAUACCCACCCUUACUGGAGCUUCCUCACGCCACGCCAGCGAAACCUGCAGCGGGCCCUGUCAGCCUUCCGUGCCCGCCAAGGCCUAGGCUUUGGGCCUGACUUUGGCCACCCAACACCACGGCCAGCCACCUCACUGGCACGGUUCCUAAAAAAGACACUGUCAGAAAAGAAGCCCAUUCCACGACUCAGGAGCAGCCAGAAGGCCCGAGGGGGGCGGCCCCAAGUCAGGGAGGCAGCCUAUAAACGCUUUGGCUACAAGCUGGCCGGCAUGGACCCCGAUCGGCCCAACACGCCCAUCGUGCUGAGGCGCAGUCAGCCUCAGGCUCGCAACAACAACAACUCCCACGGCCCGCCCUCACCCAGGCUGGCACCACGAACCCUUACCCACUGGAGCGCGCUCAUCUCCCCUCCAGUGCCGGGGCCUUCUUCCAGCUCCGGGUCACCACGGGCCCCGCCCUUCUCGCCCAACCUGUCCAGGCCUCCAAGGCUGGCUUCCCCCUACAGCUCACCCUACGGCUCCCUCCGCCGACAUCCGCCACCUUGGGCUGCCCCAGCUCAUGUGCCCUUUACACCCCAAGCAAAUUGGUGGGGCUUUGCUGAGCCCCCUCGAACCAGCCCUGAGGUUGCCCCUGACCUUCUGGCCUUUCCUGUACCCCAGCCCUCAUUCAGGGCCUCCCGAAGUCGGGGGCCAGCUUUUGGCUUCCCUAGAGCUUCCCUGAUAGGGUCAAGGAGAAGGCCCCAUCUGCCCUCACCCCAGCACUCUCUUAGGAGCCUGCCAGGCCAGGGUUACCAUUCGCCACUGGGGCCCUUGUCGCCUCAGUUAUCCCAGCGAAGGGGCCCCUUCCAGCCACCCUUCCCACCCCCUCCUCGCAGGCCUCACUCGCUUCGGGAGACUUUCCCCCCUCGUCGAGCCUCCAGGCGCCUGGGCCCACACUACUCACCAGUGCUAGGUUCUCCACGACCACCCUCACCGCCUCCACCCCUGAGCCACGGCCCACGGCACCGGUCCCUCAACCUGCCCUCCCGCCUUCCACGGACCUGGCGGCGCCUCAGCGAACCACCGACCCGGGCUGUGAAGCCCUGGGUACAUAGGGCCUACCACCCACCACCCAGUACUGGGCCCUGGGGCCCAACCACGGGGUCGUUGGAGCAGCAAGAGAACCAGCGUGAACUGGACGACUCCGAGACACCCUGGACAGUGCCCCCACUGGCCCCCAGCUGGGAUGUGGAAAUGCCUCCUACACAGCGCCCACCUUCUCCGUGGCCAGACGGUGUAGGCAGCCUUAGAGGCUUCCCCAGGCCCCCUCCAGUGCCUGAAAACCCGUUGCUGGAGCACGUGAGCCCUGCACAUGAACCACAGCCUGAGGACCAGGCCUCCAAUUUAACUGGUAUCUUCCUGGGCCAACACCACGAACCAGGGCCUGGGCAUCUCACUGAGUCAGCCAGCCCCAGCUUGGAGAAUCCUGAAGAAGUGGUCACCCCAGGGGACCCUCCGCCACCAGCUGAGCCUGAGACCCUGAACCCAGAACCUCCCAAGGAAAAUGAGGGCUCAGAGGGGAAGGCUUUACGAGCCAGUGCCUCAUACCCACUGGUCACAUGUAAGCAGACAAGGGCUACGUGGCCACCAUGGCGCCGCUGGAAGACACUGUCUAGGGCCCCAGCUCCCUUGGGCCCCACCAGAGCCCCAGGGUCUUUGCUCAAGGCUGGUGAGCAGCCUAAGGCUGCACCAGGGCGGUUUGCCAUCGUCAUGCCUCAGGUGCGAGGGCUGAGCUCGUUCCAGCAAAAAAAGCCCGCUCCUCUGCAGCCUCCGGAGCGUCCAGACCAAGACCUAGAGCAUGGCCCAGGGCCCCAAACCUGUAGUCUACGCUGGCCCCACCUUUGCCCCCCAGCAGAUGCCCACUGCCCCUGGCCACGAGUUCAUACCCACUCUUUUCAGUCCCAUCUCCUGGGCUGUGGAGGUGACUACCUGUCCCACAAGGGCCCCUGGAAAAAGAUUGGCUCCCAAAGCUUCCAGAACAAGAUGCACUCCAUCCGCAACCUGCCCUCCGUGCGGUCCCGCCAGCAGCGCAGGGAAGACGGUGUGGAGGACAUGACCCAGCUGGAAGACCUCCAAGAGACCACUGUGCUAUCCAACCUAAAGACCAGAUUUGAACGAAACCUCAUCUAUACCUAUAUCGGCAGCAUUCUGGUGUCGGUGAACCCAUACCAAAUGUUUUCCAUCUAUGGGCCAGAGCAGGUGCAGCAGUACAGUGGGCGUGCCCUGGGAGAGAAUCCCCCGCACCUCUUUGCAAUUGCUAAUCUCGCCUUCGCCAAAAUGCUUGAUGCCAAACAGAACCAGUGUGUCAUCAUCAGUGGGGAGAGUGGCUCUGGAAAGACUGAAGCCACGAAGCUGAUUCUCCGCUGCCUGGCUGCCAUGAACCAGAGACGGGACGUCAUGCAGCAGAUAAAGAUCCUGGAGGCAACCCCUCUCCUGGAGGCCUUUGGUAAUGCCAAAACCGUCAGGAAUGACAACUCCAGCCGCUUUGGGAAGUUUGUGGAAAUCUUUCUAGAAGGGGGUGUGAUCUCUGGUGCCAUAACCUCUCAGUACCUGCUGGAGAAGUCACGGAUCGUGUUCCAGGCCAAAAACGAGAGAAAUUAUCAUAUUUUCUAUGAGCUGCUGGCCGGGCUCCCCGCCCAACUGAGGCAGGCCUUCAGCCUGCAGGAAGCUGAGACCUACUACUACCUGAACCAGGGUGGGAACUGUGAGAUCGCUGGUAAGAGUGACGCGGAUGAUUUCCGACGCCUGCUGGCUGCCAUGGAGGUGCUGGGCUUCACCAGUGAGGACCAGGACAGCAUCUUCCGCAUCCUGGCCUCCAUCUUACACCUGGGCAAUGUCUAUUUUGAGAAACAUGAGACUGAUGCCCAGGAGGUGGCCUCGGUGGUGAGUGCCCGGGAGAUCCAGGCCGUGGCAGAGCUACUUCAGGUUUCUCCUGAGGGCCUGCAGAAAGCCAUUACCUUCAAAGUGACCGAGACAAUUCGGGAGAAGAUCUUUACACCCCUGACAGUGGAGAGUGCUGUGGAUGCCAGGGAUGCCAUUGCCAAGGUCUUGUAUGCACUGCUGUUUGGCUGGCUCAUCACCAGGGUCAACGCCCUCGUGUCCCCAAAACAAGACACACUGUCCAUCGCCAUCCUGGACAUAUAUGGCUUCGAGGACCUGAGCUUCAACAGCUUUGAACAACUGUGCAUCAACUACGCCAACGAGAACCUUCAGUACCUGUUCAACAAGAUUGUCUUCCAGGAGGAACAGGAGGAGUACAUCCGAGAGCAGAUGGACUGGAGAGAGAUCGCCUUUGCUGACAACCAGCCCUGCAUCAACCUCAUCUCCCUGAAGCCCUACGGCAUCCUGCGCAUCCUGGAUGACCAGUGCUGCUUCCCACAGGCCACAGACCACACAUUCCUCCAGAAGUGCCACUACCACCACGGCGCCAACCCGCUCUACUCCAAACCCAAGAUGCCGCUGCCGGAGUUUACCAUCAAACACUAUGCAGGCAAGGUCACCUACCAGGUGCACAAGUUCCUAGACAAGAACCAUGACCAAGUGCGUCAAGACGUGCUGGACUUGUUUGUCCACAGCCGCACGAGGGUGGUGGCACACCUCUUCUCCACCCAUGCUGCACAGACCGCCCCUCCGCGCCUGGGCAAGAGCAGCUCCAUUACCAGACUCUACAAGGCUCACACUGUGGCAGCCAAGUUCCAGCAGUCACUCCUGGACCUGGUGGAAAAAAUGGAGAGGUGUAACCCCUUGUUCGUGCGUUGCCUGAAACCCAACCAUAAGAAGGAGCCAGGACUCUUUGAGCCAGAUGUGAUGAUGGCACAGUUACGCUAUUCAGGGGUUCUGGAGACUGUGAGGAUCCGCAAGGAAGGCUUCCCAGUGCGGCUCCCCUUCCAGGUGUUUAUCGACAGGUACCGUUGCCUGGUGGCCCUCAAGCUCAGCGUGCCAGCAGAUGGGGAGAUGUGCGUGUCCUUGCUGAGCAGACUAUGCACAGUCACUCCAGACAUGUACCGUGUUGGGGUCAGCAAGCUCUUCCUCAAGGAGCACCUGCACCAGCUACUGGAGAGCAUGCGGGAGCGAGUCCAGAACCGAGCUGCCCUCACCCUGCAGCGCUACCUGCGAGGCUUCUUCAUCCAACGGCGCUUCCGCUCCCUGCGGCGGAAGAUCAUCCUGCUGCAGAGCAGAGCCCGGGGCUUCCUAGCCAGACAACGCUACCAGCAGAUGAGGCAGAGUGUGGUGAAGUUCCGUUCCCUGGUGCACACCUACGUGAACCGCCGCCGCUACCUCAAGCUGAGGGCAGAGCGGAGGCGCCAGGCACAGGAGGCAUGGCUACGUGAGCAGGAGGAGCUGAGCAAGCGUGAAGUGGUGCCGGUGAGACACCUGGAGGUGCCAGCUGAGGUGGCUGGGCUCCUGCAAGCAGCAGCAGGCCUCAAGCUGUCGAGUGUGGCUCGCGUGGCCGUGGUCCGGACUCCUAGGCUCCAGGCUGAGCCCUGUGUCACACUUCCCCUUGACAUCAACAACUAUCCCAUGGCCAAGUUUAUCCGGUGCCAUUUCAAGGAACCCUCCUUUGGGAUGCUGACAGUGCCCCUGAAGAUGCCUCUCACUCGGCUGCCUGUGGAGCACCAUGCGGAAGCCAUACGUGUCUUUAAGCUGAUCCUGCGUUUCAUGGGAGACCCCCACCUACACGGCACCCAGGAGACGAUCUUGGGGAACUACAUUGUGCACCGGGGGCUGGUGGAGCCAGAUCUUCGGGAUGAGAUCCUAGCCCAGCUGGCCAACCAGGUGUGGCGUAAUCACAACGCCUACAAUGCCAGACGUGGCUGGCUGCUGCUGGCCGCCUGCCUGAGUGGCUUCGCGCCUUCCUCGCACCUUGACAAGUUCCUUCUCAAGUUUGUGUCUGAUUAUGGGCAGAAUGGCUUCCAGGCUGUGUGCCAGCAUCGUCUCCUGCAAGCUAUGGGCUCGGGGGCUGCCCGCACCUUUCCCCCGACACAGCUCGAGUGGAUUGCCAUUCAGGAGAAGGCCAGUAUGGCUCUAGAUGUGAGCUGCUUCAAUGGUGACCAGUUCUCCUGUCCGGUGCACGCCUGGAGUACGGGAGAAGCAGUGGCUGGAGACAUUCUAAAGCACAGGGGGAUAGCUGACGGUUGGAGGGGCUGGACAGUGGCCAUGAAGAAUGGAGUCCAGUGGGCAGAGCUGGCUGGGCAUGACUAUGUGCUGGACCUGGUGUCAGACCUGGAACUGCUCAGGGACUUCCCUCGGCAGAAAUCCUACUUCAUUGUGGGUGCAGACGGGCCUUUGGCUGGCAGGGGAGAGAACAGGGGGGUGUUUGGGAACUGCUGGGAUUCAGAUGAGGACACACCCACAAGACCCCAGCCCCAGGACCAUGUGCCCAAAAUGCCUGCCUUUGAUGAAUACUGCAGCCACAAGGAGGACACUGCAACCAGGGACACUGAGGCCCAGAGAUGGACAGCGACCCACCAAGCUGUGGACAGCACUGGAGAGCCCGCGGUGCCCCCCCGGGAGCUGGAUGGCUACUUGGACAGCCUCUUCGACCCUGUGCUGGCCUGUGGGGAUGCGGACCUGGAGAAGCCGACAGCCGUCGCCUACCGCAUGAAAGGUGGGGGCCAGCCGGAUGGAAGUAGCAGCAGCGCUUCUGAAGACACCCCCCGGAGACCCCCAGAGCCGAAGAUCAAGCCCAUCCCAGGCUUGGACACUUCCACACUGGCUCUGCAGCAAGCCUUCAUCCACAGGCAGGCUGUGCUAUUGAGACCCCUAGCGCCAGAGGCACGGCCAAAGUGUGUAGGCAUCGGCCCCCCAGCCAAGCCUGUGCUCGUGCGCCCCACUCCACAGUCGCUGUCCCCAGCCUCUGUGGCAAAGGCUCCAAAGACCCCUAGCAAGCCCGUGGCUGCCCCAAUCCUAGCUCAGGACUGGGCUCCUCCAGAAUCUGCCUCAGCCUCCCCGGAGUUGGUCCGGUAUUCCACACUCAACUCAGAGCACUUCCCACAGCCCACACAGCAGAUCAGAAGUAUCAUCAAGCAGUACAAGCAGCCACCCUGGGCAGGACGCCCUGAGACCCGCAGAAUGGAUGGUGGCAAGGUGUUCAGGAGGCCCCCUGACCCCCAUGAGGAGGCUCUAAUGAUCCUGAAGGGACAGAAGGCUCAUCUGGCAGUGGUGCCUGGCACUCAGGUGUCCAGAGAAGCUGUGGCCCUGGUGAAGCCGGUGACCAGUGCUCCAAGGCCAUGCAUGGGGCCCGCUCCAGUGCAGCCUUCAAGGUCCCUGGAGCCUCCAGAGGAGCCUGUGCAGACACAGCUGCACCGCCUAGCCAACCCCAACUUCUAUGGCUACCAGGACGCCCCGUGGCGGAUCUUCCUGCGCAAAGAGGUGUUUUACCCUAAGGACAGCUACAAUCACCCCGUGCAGCUAGACCUCCUGUUCCGGCAGAUCCUGCAUGACACGAUGUCCGAGGCCUGCCUCCGCAUAUCCGAGGAUGAGCGGCUCCAGAUGAAGGCCCUGUUUGCCCAGAAUCAGCUGGACACUCAGCGACCUCUGGUAACAGAAAGUGUGAAACGGGCUGCAAUCAGCAUGGCCCGAGACAGCUGGGAGAUCUACUUCUCCCGCCUCUUCCCAGCGAUGGGCAGUGUGGGCACUGGUGUGCAGAUCCUAGCUGUAUCCCACACGGGCAUCAAGCUCCUGAGGAUGGUCCAAGGCAGCAGGGAGGCCAGCAGACAGCUUCGGGUCCUGUGCGCAUACAGUUUUGCAGACAUCCUAUUUGUGACCAUGCCGUCACAGAACAUGCUAGAGUUCAACCUGGCCAAUGAGAAGCUCAUCCUCUUCUCAGCCCGAGCUCAGCAGGUCAAGACCCUUGUAGACAACUUCAUUCUGGAGCUGAAGAAGGAUUCUGACUACGUGGUGGCGGUGAGGAACUUCCUGUCUGAAGACCCAGAGCUGCUGUCCUUCCACAAGGGUGACAUCAUCCACCUGCAGCCCCUGGAGCCACCUAGAGUGGGCUGCAGCGCUGGUUGUGUAGUCCGCAAGAAACUGGUGUACCUGGAGGAGCUGCGGCGGAGAGGCCCUGAUUUUGGCUGGCGGUUCGGGGCCGUCCACGGGCGCGUGGGCCGCUUUCCUUCAGAGCUGGUGCAGCCCGCCGCUGCGCCAGACUUCCUGCAGCUCCCGGCCGAGCCGGGUCGGGGCCGGGCUGCCGCGGUGGCCGCCGCCGUGGCCUCUGCAGCAGCCGCACGGGAGGUGGGGCGCCGGAGAGAGGGUCCCCCAGUCAGGGCGCGAUCCGCAGACAGCGGAGAGGACACCGUGGCGCUCCCACCGAGCACAAUGCUCGAAUUUGCCCAGAAGUAUUUCCGCGACCCUCGGAGGCGUCCCCGGGAUGGCCUCAAGCUGAAGUCUAAGGAGGACCGGGAGUCCAAAACUCUGGAGGACAUGCUUUGCUUCACUAAGGCCCCGAUCCAGGAAUCCCUCAUUGAACUCAGUGACAGCAAUCUCAACAAGAUGGCGGUUGACAUGUUCCUAGCUGUGAUGAGGUUCAUGGGAGAUGCCCCACUGAAGGGCCAGAGUGAACUGGAUGUCCUCUGCACCCUCCUGAAGUUUUGUGGGGACCACGAGGUUAUGCGAGACGAAUGCUACUGCCAGAUUGUGAAACAGAUCACAGACAAUACCAGCUCCAAGCAGGACAGCUGUCAGCGAGGCUGGAGGCUGUUGUAUAUCAUGGCUGCCUACUACAGUUGCUCCGAGGUCUUCUACCCAUACCUCAGUCGCUUCCUCCAACAUGUGAGCUGGACCCCAGGUCUGCCCUUCCAAGGGAUUGCCAAGGCCUGUGAACAGAACCUGCAGAAGACCUUGCGUUUUGGAGGCCGUCUGGAGUUCCCCAGCAAUAUGGAGCUUCGCGCUAUGUUGGCAGGCCGCAGUUCCAAGAGACAGCUCUUUCUUCUUCCAGGAGGCCUUGAACGCCACCUGAAAAUCAAAACGUGCACUGUGGCCCGGGAUGUGAUAGAGGGGCUCUGUACCGAGAUGGCCCUGACACGUCCUGAAGCCUUCGACGAGUAUGUCAUUUUUGUUGUCACCAACCGAGGCCAGCACGUGUGUCCACUGAGCUGCAGGGCCUACAUCCUGGAUGUGGCCUCUGAAAUGGAGCAGGUGGAUGGCGGCUACACGCUCUGGUUCCGGCGGGUGCUGUGGGAUCAGCCGCUGAAGUUUGAGAAUGAGCUGUACGUGACCAUGCACUACAAUCAGGUUCUGCCCGACUACCUGAAGGGCCUCUUCAGCAGUGUGCCGGCCAGCCAGCCCAGUGAGCAACAACUGCAGCAGGUGUCCAAGCUGGCUUCACUGCAGCACCGCGCCAAGGACCACUUCUACCUGCCCAGUGUGCGUGAAGUGCAGGAGUACAUCCCAGCCCAGCUCUACCACACCACAGCCAGUGACACCUGGCUCAACCUGGUUAGCCAACACCGGCAGCAGACUCAGGCGCUCAGCCCCCACCAGGCCCGUGCUCAGUUCCUGGGCCUCCUCAGCGCCUUCCCCUUGUUCGGCUCCUCCUUCUUCUUCAUCCAGAGCUGCAGCAACAUCACAGUACCAGCUCCUUGUAUCCUCGCUGUCAACCAUAAUGGCCUUAACUUCCUCAGCACCAAGACCCAUGAGCUAAUUGUGAAGAUUCCCCUGAAGGAGAUCCAGUCCACGUGGACUCAGCAGCCCACAGCCAAUUCCAGCUACCCGUACGUGGAGAUCUCGCUGGGCGACGUGGCAGCGCGGCGUACCAUGCAGCUCCAGCUGGAGCAGGGUCUGGAGCUGUGCCGUGUGGUGGCUGUGCACGUGGAGACCAUGCUCAGUGCCCGGGAGGAGCGGCUCGCACUGCCCCCCAGUGAGGUCACCCUGCUCUGACAUGGCCUACCUUCUCCACGCUUCCUGCCAGAAGAUUUGCUCCAUGGCCUGAGGGGGGUUGCUGGGCCUCUCUGGACCAGUGACCAGUGACCCAAGAGCCAGAACCUUGGAGGAAACCAAGAGGAAAAAAACCUCAAGAACCCAAGAGGAGCUGGGAUGGAAUCACGAAUGCAGCCAAGGGCUCCUUGGCAGAAGUAAUUUUUGAAAGCUGGACCACAGAGCCUCCAGAAAGCAGACCCUGCCUGGACAGCUGCCCUUGACACGGAAUCCCCACACCAGUAGUCUAGAUUUAUUGGAGCCUGCCUCUAGUUUUGGGGGCUUGAUAUUCAGAUCUGCUCCAGCUUCACACCCCAGCAUUCUAACCCUUGGUCAUUUCUCUGCAAACAAGAGGUAUUCCUGAUAGCUGUGUCCUCCGUGGAGCUGCUCAGAGGCUGGAAAGCAAGCCUGAGGAGGAGGUAGAGACACAGUUGUACCAGAUUCAUCCUAUGAAUAGCAUUUCAGGCAGACACAUCUGCCCUUACCCCUCCCUAAGGACCCUUGACACCGACUCCUACAAUCUUUUGGUAGCCCCAAUCCCAGCUUCAGUCACAGGAUAAACCACCCAAGGCACAACAGUGGGGCAGUAGAGAGAGAAGAUCCAUCUCAGGGGGUGGGGGCUGGAGAGGCUGAGAAAAAGCUUCCCAAAGAUUGGUACAUUAUGGUUGAUUUCUGAAGAAUGAGAAAAGUUUACUAAGAAUAGGUGGAAAGAGAGGGUUAGAAUAGACAUUCUAGAGGAAACCACAGUUUCCUGCUGGAUUUGCAGAUGAAGGGUCUAGCCUAAAAAGAUGGCUAAUGCAGAAUAAGCCCUUUAAAAACACUUGCCAUAUAAGUGAAAGAAUAAAUGAAGAAACACUAGGAAUGAUGGUAUACACCUGUAAUCUCAGCCCUCAAGAAGGAUUGCUUCAAGUUCAAAGCCAUCCUGGGCUACAUAGCAAUACCCUGUCUCGGGGGGAAAAAGAUACUGGGGAGAUAACUCAGCAGUUAAGAGCAUUGGCUGCUCUUCUAAGGGACCUGGGUUCAAUUCCUAGCACCCACAUUGCAGCUCACAACCAUUUGUAACUCCAGUUCCAUGAGAUAUGUUGUCCAUUGGUACCAGGCACACAGAAGAUGCAGACAUAUGUGCAGGCUAAUUACCUAUAUACAUAAAAAAUAAAACUAAAAAAAUAAAAUGAAUGACUGUG
Molecule: messenger RNA, 11681 nt
Organism: Psammomys obesus (fat sand rat)
Lineage: Eukaryota; Metazoa; Chordata; Mammalia; Rodentia; Muridae
Gene: Myo15a
Product: myosin XVA
Cellular component (GO): myosin complex; cytoskeleton
Molecular function (GO): cytoskeletal motor activity; ATP binding; protein binding
Source: RefSeq, a predicted model, not a curated record